This is a messenger RNA of Aphidius gifuensis, 1146 nucleotides long. RefSeq lists its product as uncharacterized. Gene Ontology annotation, molecular function: protein binding. The record is from RefSeq and is a predicted model, not a curated record. Bases 179 to 1051 code for a protein of 290 amino acids. The transcript has 7 exons. NCBI's taxonomy places the organism in Eukaryota, Metazoa, Arthropoda, Insecta, Hymenoptera, Braconidae. Gene Ontology annotation, biological process: positive regulation of transcription by RNA polymerase II; cytokine production.
AUAGCCCUAAUGAGAACAAUUUUGCCCCGUGAAUACGGGUGCGGGUGCAGUAUUUCUAGUCUUCUUGAUUGGACUGUUGAAUACGGGUGCAUGGAGGGAAAAACUCAGAUCCAAACAUUCAGUAAAUAGCUCGCCUAGCAGUAACGCAUUGACAUUUGACAGUAACGUCCAUCAACAAAUGUUUCAUAUGUCGUCGAUACCAGUAUACGACGAUGAAGAUGGUGAACUCUACAUUAAUGCUGCUGCACGUUUGAAAUCGUACAAAUCUCAGCGCCAUAAGGAAAAAGAUAAAUCUUUAGAUGACGACAAUAAUUAUCUUUCAAACCGAUAUUACUUUUUCAGAGAAACCGAUAACUCACUUGUUAACUCAAAACAGUCAGAAACGUUCCAGGAUAACUCCAAUAAAUUGACUGAUUUGUGUGAUGUCAAUCGUAAUAACGAUUCUGUUAUCCGAAAUGCAUGUCCUAAUAUAACUAACAGUUUUGAAACUGUUGACUUGGACGAAUAUAAUGAUUCUGAUAACGAUAUUUCUGUUGAUACUCUUGACACAAUUCGAAUAACAGUAAGAUGGAGGUCGCGACAUAUAGAACACAUCGAGCUUGCGAUGGAUGAUCCUUUUUCAGAAGUUUUUAAGCAUUUUGCAAAUGUAGAAAAUGUUUCUCAAACUCAAGUCUUACUUCUAAAAAAAGAUGUCCCAAUUAAAAAUACAGACACGCCUUCAUCUUUGGGUUUAUCCAUUACUGAUGUACUUGAGGGUGGUAUAGUCAACGUGGAUGCUAUACAAACUUUAGAGUUUGAGAAUAAGAAUUACGAGUUGGAUUCAUCAAGUUGCAAAAUUAAAAUUCAAUUGUCAGGAAAACAAUCGCUUACAUAUCAAAUGAAACGAAAUGAACGAUUUUUACAAUUAGCUCAGUAUUGUGCUGAUAAGCUAAACUUGGGUCUUUCAAAAAUGAAAUUCUAUUUUGAUGGAGAACGGAUUCAAGAUGAAGAUACUCCUCAAGAUUUAGAUAUCGAUGAUGAAGCUUGUAUAGAUCUUCAAAUAGUGUCUUGAUGAUACUAUUUGAAAAACUUGUUGAUUUUCUCUUUUCUUUUCAAAGAAUGUAAAAUAAAUAUUAAAAUAAUAAAAUAAAAUAAUUCCCUCAGCAA